Trypanosoma rangeli is the source of this 1377-nucleotide messenger RNA. Its product is annotated as putative protein kinase, putative,mitogen-activated protein kinase. The record is from RefSeq and is a predicted model, not a curated record. Gene Ontology annotation, molecular function: ATP binding; MAP kinase activity. The coding region runs from base 1 to 1377 and encodes 458 amino acids. Gene Ontology annotation, cellular component: nucleus; cytoplasm. NCBI's taxonomy places the organism in Eukaryota, Euglenozoa, Kinetoplastea, Trypanosomatida, Trypanosomatidae. Gene Ontology annotation, biological process: intracellular signal transduction; protein phosphorylation. The transcript has a single exon.
AUGUCGUCUGAAAUAGAGCCACAUAUUCUCCGCAAGUACGAGAUCCAGGCGCAGUUAGGACAGGGUGCGUACGGCAUCGUUUGGCGUGCCUCCGAUCGACGCACCCGUCAAGUAGUUGCUUUAAAAAAAAUUUAUGAUGCCUUUCAAAACGCAACUGAUGCCCAGCGUACGUUUCGAGAGAUCAUGUUUCUACAGGCUCUUAAACACCCGAAUAUCAUUAAACUGCUGCAUGUGCACCGUGCCACUAACGAUAAGGACAUAUACCUUGUCUUUGAGUACAUGGAAACUGACUUGCAUGUUGUGAUCCGUGCCAACAUACUGGAGGACAUUCACAAACAGUUUAUCAUCUAUCAGCUUCUUAAAACGUUGAAGUAUCUUCAUUCUGCUGAAUUGCUGCACCGUGACAUGAAGCCGUCAAAUCUUUUGGUUAACAGUGAUUGUUCAAUGAAGGUAGCAGACUUUGGAUUAGCGCGAUCCAUUCUCUCACUGGAGAAGGAACAGGUGGCUCGCCCUGUCCUCACAGAUUACAUCAUGACUCGUUGGUACCGGCCGCCGGAGAUUCUUUUGGGUUCGACACGUUACACAAAGGGAGUGGACAUGUGGGCCGUGGGAUGUAUCCUUGCCGAACUCCUUUUAGGGAGACCAAUAUUUCCUGGACGUACAACAAUAAAGCAGCUGGAACUCAUCAUAAACGUUCUGGGUGAGCCUACCCCAGAGGAUAUUGCGUCGACAAACUCUCAGUUUGCAGAAACGAUGAUGAUGCGGGAUAUUCGACGCACAAAUGUUACAACGUUUGCAGAGUUAUUGCCCAAAGCUUCACCAGACGCAAUUGACUUGGUUCAAAAACUUAUGCGUUUUAAUCCCAACGAGCGUCUCACCGCUGAGCAGGCGCUCGAGCAUCCCUAUGUCGCUGCCUUUCACAGGGUGCAGGACGAGCCUUCUGCACCGGCACCAGUUACGAUCUCGCUUCCAGACGACACGCGUUUUACGAUGCAGGAAUACCGCGAGCGUCUCUACCAAGAGAUUGCUAAUGCGAGACGAAAGGUACGCCGAGAGGCAGUUGCGGCCUCAACUUCAAGGAAAGUUGCCGAAGUUCCGGAGACACGGGUUCGCCCGCCCUCCUCCGCUGCUGGGUCUGCAGUGGAGGAAAGGCGGGAGAAGGUUCGUGAUGUGGCAAGUUCGCACACCACUACACAAUCAUCAUCUUCGACCGCCGUUAGGCCCCAAUCAUCAUCCGCCACACGUACAACGUUGGCGAAUGGUACCAAUCAAGCUCUUAUUGCGAGUAGGACGUCUGACCCGACGCGCCAUUUGCGUCACACUCGGCCCGCUAUUUUGCGUCAUGGGCUCAAUGGCUCACGCGCUGCCAAUAAGUAG